CUAAAGAGUAACAUAAAUCAAAUAUGUAAUGAUUGGUUGUGGCUUUUCUCACAAGCAAAAGGCUGAGCAAGUCGAACGACUUAUUCGCCUAUGCCCCCGCCUCUAUCAUUCAGUUUCAGCUCAAUUAGUAAAUAUAUUAUUAUCUUCUUUAAUCUUAUUUUAUAGUUACAAUUCUAUUUUUUAAUUAUACGAAAUAAUAUAUUCAGAUCUCUCUCUUUUUUUUCUUCUUAAUUUUCUGUCCCUAGGAGCGGCAAUAAAUACGCUAGUAUUAUUCCAUCCAUUGGUCAGACAUAACUUAAGUUUCCGGUGAACCUUAAACCUCAAAAACCCUUUCUCUCAUUUCGUGAUGGCUGAAACGCCGGCAUCUCCUAUCAACGGAUCUGUUUCUGCUCCGCUUCUCCUGUCCGAUUCGGCGGCCAAAGACGUGAUGAUCACUUGGUUUCGCGGCGAGUUUGCGGCGGCUAACGCCAUAAUCGACGAGCUAUGCGGCCACUUAAUGCAGGUGAGCGAAUCAGCGGGGGAGGAAUACGAGGGCGUGAUGGCGGCGAUUCAUAGGCGGAGGAUGAACUGGAUCCCAUUGCUCCAGAUGCAGAAAUACCAUCCUAUCUCUCAAGUUACGCACCAGCUGCAAACCGCGACGGCGGCCAAGAUCAACAACAACAACAACAACAACAACAAACUCAUCAUGAUCGAUCCUGUAGAUUCAAUGCUCGACGAUGAUUCUCCUACUAGCGAUAUCACUGAUUCCGGAUCUCGAGAAGAAGAGCGUGUGGAGGAGGAAGCCAUGACAAUAUGUUGCAAGCACGAAGAAGAAGAAUGUGAAUCUCGAGCUUCUUCACUCAUCAAGCAGUCCAAGCGUUUCUCGGCCAAGGAACAUGUUCGAGGACAUACGACAAAUGUCGUCAAAGGCCUAAAACUGUACGAACAUGUGUUCACUGGAACUCAACUCUCCAAGCUUUCGGAUUAUGUGAAUAGACUCCGGGAGGCUGGUCGGAAUCAGGAACUUCCAGGGGAGACGUUUGUUCUGUUCAACAAGAACACGAAAGGGACCAAAAGAGAGCUUAUUCAGCUUGGAGUUCCAAUUUUUGGGAACACCACAGAUGAACACUCAGUGGCACCUAUCCCAACCAUUCUUGAAAGUGUGAUUGAUCAUCUUCUUCAGUGGCGUUUGAUUCCUGAAUACAAACGACCCAAUGGCUGUGUGAUCAACUUCUUUGAUGAGGAGGAACACUCCCAACCAUUCCAGAAACCACCUCACGUGGAUCAACCCAUAUCCACUCUGGUCUUGUCUGAAUCAAACAUGGUUUUUGGACACCGAUUUGGGGUCGAUACUGAUGGCACCUUCAGGGGCUCACUCACUCUCCCACUAAAGGAAGGGUCGUUGCUGGUGAUGAGAGGUAACAGCGCUAAUAUGGCUAGGCAUGUAAUGUGUCCAUCGCUAAACAAAAGAGUCGCAAUCACUUUCUUUAAACUCAAACCAGACUCCAGUUGUAAGGCCCAACCGCCACUAACCAUGAACCAUGUCACCCUGUGGCGGCAAGGCACUCCAGCUCCCCCGGUUUUAAACCCAUUCAGCAUGGUCAGAGCUCCGUUGGUGAUGCUAGCUCCGGCUCCCAAGAGGCUAGACGCUGGCACUGGAGUUUUCUUGCCGUGGACACCUCCGCCAGUGUCAAGAAAACCAACAAAGCAUCUCCCACCGCGCGUCCAGAGGUUGCGUCUCCUAUCAUCAGCUGCAAAGUCGGUGGCUGAUCGUGAAGCCUCGUCAUCACCGGAGAUCGGAGUGAUCUGAGUCGGAAAGUGUCACACACGUUAUCUACGAAGUCAGCAGAGUUUUUUUUCUUUCUUUUGGGAUUUCCUUGAUAUCGUAUACUUCAAGUUUGGUGUUUUUUUCUUGUUCAUUCCUAACCUUUUCUUUCGUUUACCUAAUUUUACUACAUUAUUAUGCUACAUCAGCUGUUAUGAUUCACAGGGAACAAGCGAACUAUUUGAAUUAAAAUAUGCCCCCCACUUGCCACAAGUUUCAAAGAUCUUCAGUUUCAAUCAAGUAAACAAGAAACUUGCCCAAAUUUGCGUAUACAAAAAUAUUCUCGCAACUGCUUUUACUUUACCAAAGGGAGCAUGAAGAAGAAACCAGACAUUCUGAUUUUUUUUUUCUGAAACAUAUAGCUUCCAUUGGCUCAAUUUCCCCAUCCCACACGCGUAGAAUCAAAGCAAAUCCCAUGUCCUACUCAUUGUCUUCAUAUACAGUACUACUAACACUAAAACAACAAGAAUCCCAUAGAGUAAAGAAAACCCCUUUCUUGUUCUUUAGUCUUCUUCUUGACAGAGAAUGCCUAGAAGAUAGGAUGAUGACAGCAGAAGCUCUCUACCGCCUCAGGGUAACGGCUAUUUAGAUUUGUGGUGAUAAGCGUGAGAGGAAAAAACUGAUCAAGAAGAGAUCAAGCCCUGAUAUCACAAUUCAUUUCAAGCAAAUAGAAGACUCGGAGGAUAACAGCAAACACAAGAACAAUUCCCCUGGAGCGUCAAGCCAAGAAUCGGAGAGAGAGAGAGAGACAGUGAUCAGAGUGGAUAAUGGUACUACUAGCGGCCCAAAAAAGAGGUUCAUUAACAAGGGGGAAGAAGAGCAUGCCGAGCCCUAAGCAACAAAUCACUCGGCCUGACGCCCCUUAUAAAUAAGAAAUCAGAUGCUUUUAUCGAGAACACACUCAAGAAGAUGCGAAAAAGUUUAGCCUAGAACCAAACACACGAACCCUCAUCCUAUCCGUACAAUAGAAGAUAGAGUGGGAUGCAAAUGCAAUGAGCCCACUUGUUUAUUUUCUUUAAAUUAACCAGCUGGGCUCUUGAUAAGAAAAAAUGUACUUAUAAUGGACUCGCAUAUUUGUAUUUCCCAGAAAAGAAACAAACAAAGCAUCUCAGAAGUCUAUGAAUAUUACAUAAGGGGGUUGCCAAUAUUUAGCAAUGUACACAUUCGUUUGCCUAAAAAAACCCACGUACAUACCUUGAAUAUUCAAUAAGCUAUACAUGGGAACAGAGAAGCUGAAUGGAGAAUCAUCAUUCAUUCUAAAGGAA
This is a messenger RNA of Brassica napus (rape), 3069 nucleotides long. Its product is annotated as RNA demethylase ALKBH10B. NCBI's taxonomy places the organism in Eukaryota, Viridiplantae, Streptophyta, Magnoliopsida, Brassicales, Brassicaceae. Gene Ontology annotation, molecular function: demethylase activity; mRNA binding. The transcript is spliced from 7 exons. Bases 347 to 1789 code for a protein of 480 amino acids. Gene Ontology annotation, biological process: mRNA catabolic process. The record is from RefSeq and is a predicted model, not a curated record.